This is a messenger RNA of Rotaria sp. Silwood1, 408 nucleotides long. The record is from the annotation of a GenBank genome assembly. NCBI's taxonomy places the organism in Eukaryota, Metazoa, Rotifera, Eurotatoria, Philodinida, Philodinidae.
AUGAAUAAACAUUGUACAUCAUGUUUUCAUCGUCAUCACAUUGACAGUGUUCGUUCGUCUGAUUGUUCUCAACAAAUUGAUGAUUCACAUUUGUUAAUCAAUAAUCAACCAGAGUGUCAUCAUCAUCGAAAUAAUCACAAUAGUAGUUUAAUCCAACAUGAUCAAUUGAUUAAAUCAACAAGUACAGCUGCUUUUCGAAAACGACGUACAGCAAUACCUUCUAAUCAUCAUCAUCAACGAUUACAAUCUUUGUCAUUUUCAACUCUUCUUAUUUUAAUUCGUUUAUUGAUAUUAUUUAUUAUUGGUUUUACACUUUAUUAUGCUUUUAUUUAUAUUUAUCCAAAACCUAAAAGAAACGGAUGGGAACGAGUUUGGUAUACAAUAAUUGAUUGGCUUUCUGGAGAAUAA